GUUGUGAGCUAGGGCACUGCAGUCUGGAAGCUCAGUGUAUAUAUAUGGGGAGUGGAAAGGAGAGAGAGAACAGGAGGAGCUACAGAUCCCUGCAGCUGAUCACACACAUACACAUACACUCACAUACACCAACACUAUCUCCAUUCUCCCUAACACUACACUGGCCACAAUCAUGAUGAUCCUAUCACCUCCCCCAAAAAGAAAAAGGACUGGAACCAUCUCACCCUGAUCUCACUUCUAUGCAUUAACAUCUUCAUCAAGUCUCCAGAGGAUCUUACAAAGGACAUGAAGCCAAAAGCAGACCCUGAGCUGUGAGGAUCAUCAUUAGUGCUUUUAUCCAUAACAUCCCAGGAAGCUAGGAGUAGGUUGCUUGAAGAGAAGCAACCCACGGUGCUCCAUCCUCAGAUUAUUGCAAGCACAGAACAGUUCUGCUCUGCUGAUCUUCAGUUUGGGGGGAGGGAGGACAUUGCCUCUGAAAUUGCUAGGCUGGACCUUCGCUUGAACUCCUGUGCAUUUUGCUCAGUGAUACUUUCAAUGCGAAGCUUCCUUCCUCGUACCUGACAAGCUAGAAGAAACAAUUGGCUAUCAGGUUCCUUCAUUGUUUUUUCAUUAUUUUAUUCCUUUCGUUUUCUCCUUGCUGCAUGCAAACUUCUAGGCAACAUCAACCCUGCAGGAGAUGCUUUGCUGCAGAACCAAAGCCAAAGGGAUCGGGAUCUUGGGAUGAGAUAAUGAUAUCAUUUGUAUUGUCUUUAAGAAGACAGAAAUUGAUACAGUAAAUCGGUUUGGUAUUUUGCUCGAUAGGGGAUCUUGAUGGAUGUUCAUGGAUUAUGCGGCUUGUAGCUGAGCGUAGGGACCAUCACUUUCUCCGUAAUAGAAAUCAAAGCUAUUGAGAAAAAUAAAUAAAAAGAAAACCUGGAGAAGGAAGUAAAAAAAGUGACAGAUCUGCACAUCCACUGAAUCUGGCUGUUGUUGCUUUUUUCAUAUUAUGUCUGCACUCCGAAGGAAAUUUGGGGACGAUUAUCAAGUAGUCACCACUUCGUCGAGUGGUUCUGGAUUUAAUCAAGCUUCCCCCAAAAGGAAAAGACAGAGGUUUGUAGAAAAAAACGGCCGAUGUAACGUCCAGCAUGGCAACCUGGGGAGUGAGAGCAGCAGAUACCUCACUGACCUCUUCACUACUCUGGUGGACCUUAAAUGGCGUUGGAAUCUUUUCAUUUUUAUUCUGACUUAUACAGUAGCUUGGCUUUUUAUGGCAUCCAUGUGGUGGGUCAUUGCCUACAUAAGAGGGGAUCUCUAUAAAGCACAUGAUGAAAACUACACACCUUGCGUGGCUAACGUCUACAACUUUCCAUCAGCCUUUCUCUUCUUCAUUGAGACUGAGGCCACCAUUGGUUACGGAUUCAGGUACAUUACUGACAAGUGCCCUGAAGGAAUUAUCCUCUUCCUUUUCCAGUCCAUCCUAGGUUCCAUCGUUGAUGCCUUUUUGAUAGGUUGCAUGUUCAUAAAGAUGUCUCAACCCAAAAAGAGAGCCGAAACUUUAAUGUUCAGUGAACAUGCAGUCAUUUCCAUGAGAGAUGGCAAGCUCACCCUGAUGUUCAGAGUGGGCAACCUUCGAAACAGCCAUAUGGUAUCUGCCCAAAUCCGCUGUAAAUUACUCAAAUCUCGGCAGACACCGGAGGGCGAGUUUCUCCCUCUUGAUCAACUUGAACUAGACGUAGGAUUUAGCACAGGGGCGGAUCAGCUUUUUCUGGUUUCUCCUCUUACAAUCUGCCAUAUGAUUGAUGCAAAAAGCCCCUUCUACGACCUUUCUCAGCGGUCCAUGCAGACGGAGCAGUUUGAGAUCGUCGUCAUCCUCGAGGGGAUUGUGGAAACUACCGGUAAGUCAUCUUCUAUUUUCCUAAUAUAUGGAUACAAUGUUACAGUAAACCUCAUUUUUAGUUAUUAUUCCUGUCCUAUCUGA
Bufo gargarizans (Asiatic toad) is the source of this 1957-nucleotide messenger RNA. RefSeq names its product G protein-activated inward rectifier potassium channel 1-like. Gene Ontology annotation, biological process: regulation of monoatomic ion transmembrane transport; potassium ion import across plasma membrane. NCBI's taxonomy places the organism in Eukaryota, Metazoa, Chordata, Amphibia, Anura, Bufonidae. The transcript is spliced from 2 exons. Gene Ontology annotation, cellular component: plasma membrane. The record is from RefSeq and is a predicted model, not a curated record. The coding region runs from base 986 to 1957 and encodes 323 amino acids. Gene Ontology annotation, molecular function: G-protein activated inward rectifier potassium channel activity.